CCUCGGCUCCUCGAUCCUCUCGAAGGUAAAAAGCUACACCUGACACAGCUGGAUACAAUAACUUGAUUCAGGCAUAAGGAGUUUCUCUUUCUUUCGUUCCCUUGACCAAAUCUCGAAACUUCACUGUAGCUCUCACGAAACUAUCACGACUCUUCUCUUUGCUCCUUACUAAAAACAGAAGCUGCCUUUAAUCCCUUUGCGCUUGUUGCUCCAUCUACAUUCCCUUUGAUCAUCAUGUCUCAGUCCAUUGCUGUCAAGGAUGAGUUGCAGAAGUCGACUGCUACUGCACCUCCAGAUGCCGUUUCUCAGCAAUCUGACAAUGUUGCUCACGCCCUUGCCGGCUCAGGUGGUGGUCUUAUCUCUAUGGCCCUGACCUACCCUCUGAUCACCCUUUCGACACGCGCCCAGGUCGAGUCCAAGAAGGCCGACACGAACGUCCUCCAAGCAGCCCAAAAGAUCAUCGCACGCGAAGGUGUUCGUGGUCUGUACGCCGGUCUCGAAUCCGCUCUUUUCGGCAUCAGUGUCACCAACUUUGUUUACUACUACUGGUACGAAUGGACCCGUGCCGCUUUCAUCAAGGCUGCAAAGGCUGCAAACCGUCCCAAUGCCACCAAGUUGAGCACUGUGGAGAGUAUGCUGGCUGGUGCCCUUGCCGGAAGCGCAACCGUGCUUCUCACCAACCCCAUCUGGGUCGUCAACACCCGCAUGACUGCACGCAAGAAUGAGAGCGACGACAGCGCUCUCCCUACCGAGGAAGCUGGUGUGAAGCCCAAGAAGAAGCUCAGCCCCAGCACCAUCGGCACGCUUCUGUCCAUCAUCAAGGACGAAGGCUUCAUGAGACUUUUCGCCGGCGUGCUGCCUGCUCUCGUUCUCGUCAUCAACCCUAUCCUCCAAUACACAAUUUUCGAGCAGCUGAAACAGUCUCUUGAGAAGCGUCGCCGUGUUACUCCCAAGGACAGCUUCUACCUUGGUGCCCUGGGCAAGUUGGCAGCUACUAGCAUCACCUACCCUUACAUUACUGUAAAGUCCAGAGCACAUGUUGCCAGUGGACAGAAGGAGGGCAUGUUUGACAGCUUCUCGCGCAUUCUGCGUGAGGAAGGUUGGGCUGGUCUCUACGGUGGCAUUGGCCCCAAGGUCACCCAAAGCGUCAUUACUGCUGCUUUCUUGUUCGCCUUCAAGGAUGCUUUGUAUAACGCAACAGUCAAGGCUCGCAGAAGCAUUGCACAGAAGGCGUAAGCAUCUUGUCUGUGACGAAAUGAGAAACUAGACAGGAGCGCAAGGAGAAUGAAGGGGAGCGUAUGCUGGGUAUAACGAACCAGGCCCGAACGAUGGGACCCAAGAAUCAGUUGAAUGACGAGAAGCAGAGGAGAACGAGAAGAGCAGAAUGGAGUUCACGAUCAUGUUUCGCGAAAUGUACAUAUAUUUCCCAGUCUUGUUUUCAGUGACGCGUACCAACCCCAAGCCAAAGGAGAGGAAAUGCACAACUUUGAACAAACCAGCCUCAAGUC
Messenger RNA from Aureobasidium pullulans EXF-150, 1508 nucleotides. Its product is annotated as peroxisomal membrane protein PMP47A. The record is from RefSeq and is a predicted model, not a curated record. Gene Ontology annotation, cellular component: peroxisomal membrane. Gene Ontology annotation, molecular function: ADP transmembrane transporter activity; coenzyme A transmembrane transporter activity; AMP transmembrane transporter activity. Bases 235 to 1236 code for a protein of 333 amino acids. The transcript has 2 exons. NCBI's taxonomy places the organism in Eukaryota, Fungi, Ascomycota, Dothideomycetes, Dothideales, Saccotheciaceae.